Messenger RNA from Leishmania mexicana MHOM/GT/2001/U1103, 732 nucleotides. Its product is annotated as putative NAD dependent deacetylase. The record is from RefSeq and is a predicted model, not a curated record. The transcript has a single exon. The coding region runs from base 1 to 732 and encodes 243 amino acids. Gene Ontology annotation, molecular function: NAD+ binding; protein-malonyllysine demalonylase activity; protein-succinyllysine desuccinylase activity. Lineage: Eukaryota; Euglenozoa; Kinetoplastea; Trypanosomatida; Trypanosomatidae.
AUGAAAGCGUGCCGGUGUAUCACCAUCCUCACCGGCGCCGGCAUCUCUGCUGAGUCGGGAAUUUCCACAUUUCGCGAUAACGACGGGCUCUGGUGCAACCACCAUGUGGAGGACGUAGCGUCUCCGGACGCCUUCAUCAGAAACCCGGCUCUCGUCCAGCUCUUCUACAACGAGCGUCGCCGCAAUCUUCUGCUAACCUCUGUCACGCCGAACAAGGCGCACGUGGCACUCGCCAGGUUAGAAGAGGAGCUGAGUGGAAAGAGGAAGGUCGUUAUUGUCACUCAGAAUGUGGACAACCUGCAUGAGCGUGCCGGCUCGAAAAAUGUACUGCACAUGCAUGGCGAGCUUCUGAAGGUCCGCUGCACAGCCACGGGGAACGUCUUUGAAUGGCAGAAGGACAUCGUGGGAGAUGUGGACCACUGUCCCGACUGCGGCUUGCUUGGCACCUUGCGCCCGCACAUUGUUUGGUUUGGUGAGAUGCCGUUCUGCAUGGACGAGAUCGAGUCGAUACUGUCGAAGACGGAUCUCUUUGUUGCCAUCGGCACCUCCGGAAACGUGUACCCCGCCGCCGGGUUUGUAAAACGGGCGCAGGUUUAUGGUGCGACGACGCUUGAGCUGAAUUUUCAGGAAGGAUCCAACAGCAUGCUCUUUCAGGAGUCCAUCUAUGGCAAAGCGAGCGAAAUUGUGCCAGCUUGGGUGGACCGAGUGCUGAAAGAGAGCUCGAAAAAGUGA